AUGUCUCCUCCAUCCAACAGACGGAUCACAAAAGAACUUGAGCACAUCAUCGAGGAUAUAAUGAAACAAAGAGCUGAAAUCGAGAAAUACAGACAAUGGGUCCGCGAGACACCAGUCAAGCCUCGUUCCGAGAGUGACCUAGAAGGACUGACGUCGUUUUUCGGCAUGUUGCGCAACGCGAUAGAAGACCAAAUUAUGGGCAGAAUUGUGAAAUAUGAGAAGCAUCUCGAUGCAAAAGACGGGUAUAUCAACUUACUGAUCGAGAACGGCGCGUCACGUGUUGCAGCCGAAUGGCGAUACCGGCUCGACGGGAGACUUAAUCAGGUAUAUGGUGCUGUUCAACAAUGCCAUGGAGAGAUGGAAAACGUGCUAGGAGUGAAGGAACAUCGUGGAAAGGAGAGACAUUCACCUGACACCAAGUCCCGCACGCAACAGAAGGACAAGAAGACCAAGAUCAAAAAAAUCAUUCAAAUCAACCUCAAGGAGAGACUACCGGCGAACAUACUACACCCGAAAGAGGCAGCAGCACUACCCAUACGACCACGGCUCGGGAAGAAGCAAACGAGGAUCGUGCUGAUUCCGGAUAUCAAGGCUAUUCAGCAGAUUCAACCGAGGCGCGAGCGUCUAGUACCACGGACCGGGCAUCUAAUACUUCGGCCAGAGCAUCGAGCACUCGAGCCACAAGAUCUACUACACCAGCAACUAGCGACAAUUCAUCUUCGAGAAGAUCAUCCAACAGAUUCAGAGACCACGACACUGACAGAACUAGACCGCGACAGAGGCACUACAACAUGCCCACAACAGACGAGAAGAGAAAAGCACGAGCCAGGCACGAAGCACUGUCGAGUGACCGCUACUCCGAGAGAGCAAGCGAAGGACUGA
Messenger RNA from Lithohypha guttulata, 882 nucleotides. RefSeq lists its product as uncharacterized. The transcript has a single exon. Bases 1 to 882 code for a protein of 293 amino acids. NCBI's taxonomy places the organism in Eukaryota, Fungi, Ascomycota, Eurotiomycetes, Chaetothyriales, Trichomeriaceae. The record is from RefSeq and is a predicted model, not a curated record.